CAAUACUCAGUGUGGUCCCGUUAUUGAAAACCAAAUAACACCACCACAAAAUCCCUCAAAAGAAGCAUUUUUGCCCCAAAACACACAUUUUCUUUCUCUCCUUCUUUCUCUCUUUCUUCCCCUUUUGCUCCCAUUUUGCCAUGACAUUUCCAAGCACUGAACUGUGAUCCUGUGGUCUCCUCUUUUCCUUUUGGCACCGACCAACCAUGGUGGAUCCCCUUCCUCCCCCCAUGGCUGCAGGGCAGCGAUAGCAGCUCCCGGCUGUGGUUCCUGGGUGGGUGCAUCCCUGUGCUGCUAAAGGGCCAAAGUCGCUCCGAGUGUCGUUAACUAACGAGGCAGUUCUGAUUAAUGAUUGAUGGCGGGCGGGCGCUAGGACCGCUGGGACACCACAUCUCUGUAACCAGAAGAGAAAUCAGGAAAUAACGCCCGGCUCUGCCUGCGCCCUUUGGAAAUCACACAGCGCUGCAGGAGGAGUUGGUUGGUUGUCCAGGACUGUGGCUGAGUGACCCCACGGCUUCACGGCUCCAAAGCAUCACAGCCCCGUAUGGACACGUCUGGGGGUGACACUGGGAGCAGACAGCAGUCCCUGAUGCGCUGACAGAUGAUCAUGUCCAGGAAACAUUGGCCUGCGGGGACGCAGUGCGUCACCAAGCACGACCACACCAAGCCCAAGGCUGGCGAGCUGGCCUUCCAUAAGGGAGACGUGGUCACCAUCAUUGAGGCUGUGGAGGGCAGGAGUUGGUACCGUGUGCGGCACAAUGAGAGCGGGCAGGAGGGGCUGCUGGCGGCCGCAGCGCUGCGGGAGCGUGUGGCCAUCCGUGCUGACCCCAAACUCAGCCUGAUGCCCUGGUUCCAUGGGAAGAUCUCAGGGGUGGAGGCGGUGCAGGAGCUGCAGCCCCCCGAGGACGGGCUGUUCCUGGUGCGUGAGUCGGUCCGGCACCCCGGUGACUACGUGCUGUGUGUGAGCUUUGGCAAGGAGGUGAUCCACUACCGUGUGCUGCACCAGGACAACACGCUGAGCAUCGACAACGAGCAGUACUUCUGCAACCUCAUCGACAUGAUCGAGCACUACACGGAGCAGCAAGGAGCCCUCUGCACCAAGCUGGUGAAGCCCAAAGCCAAGAGCGGGAUGAAGUCGGCCGAGGAGGAGUUGGCCAAAGCUGGAUGGCUGCUCAACCUGCAGCACCUCACACUGGGAGAGCGCAUCGGGCAAGGAGAGUUUGGAGAUGUCCUGCAGGGUGAGUACAUGGGGCAGAAGGUGGCUGUGAAGAACAUCAAGUGCGACGUGACCGCUCAGGCCUUCCUUGCUGAGACUGCCGCCAUGACGAAGGUCCGGCACAAGAACCUGGUGCGUCUGCUCGGUGUCAUCCUGCACAAUGGCCUCUACAUCGUCAUGGAGUUCAUGAGCAAGGGCAACCUGGUCAACUUCCUGCGCACACGGGGCCGCGCGCUCGUCCCACUGCCACAGCUCCUGCAGUUCUCUCUGGACGUGGCCCAGGGCAUGGACUACCUGGAGUCCAAGAAGCUGGUGCACAGGGACCUGGCAGCCCGCAACAUCCUCAUCUCCGAGGACAACGUGGCCAAAGUGAGCGAUUUUGGCCUGGCCGGGGUCAAUCCCCGCAGUGCGGACACCACGCUGCUGCCCGUGAAGUGGACGGCUCCUGAGGCCCUGAAGCACAAUAAAUUCUCCUCCAAAUCGGACGUGUGGAGCUACGGGAUCCUCCUGUGGGAGCUGUUCUCCUUUGGCCGAGCACCCUACCCCAAGCUGAGCCUGAAGGAGGUGACGGAGCAGCUGGAGCAGGGGUACCGCAUGGAGCCCCCCGAGGGCUGCCCACCCUCCGUGUACGUGCUGAUGAGGAGCUGCUGGGAGAUGGAGCCGGGUAAGCGGCCGUCCUUCAAGAAGCUCACGGAGAAGCUGCAGAAAGAGCUGAAGCACCUGAAGGACGUUUAACCCACGUUCCAAGGAGCCCCCAGGACUCGUGGGAGGAGCCCCCAGGAUGGGGAGCAGUGUGAAAAGGGGCGGCCUGGGGGCUGCUCCCUCCCGGUGAGGAUGGGGCAGUGGCUCCGCAGGGUGCCCACCUCCCCUGCAGGCACCCACAGGGCGCAGUGUCCUCCCCCCAUCUCCCAAGAGGAUGCAGUGGACAGAUGGAUCCUCCCGUCCCUGUGGGGCCCUUUACUCGGUCAUGCAUGGGGACACCAGGAGCGGCAGCACGAGGUGCAUGGAGACACCAACCCCAUUCAGCUCAGCCCCGCGUGUUUGGGCCUUUUGAUUAAACCACAGAAAUUGGUUGA
This is a messenger RNA of Coturnix japonica (Japanese quail), 2292 nucleotides long. RefSeq names its product megakaryocyte-associated tyrosine kinase (gene MATK). The record is from RefSeq and is a predicted model, not a curated record. Gene Ontology annotation, molecular function: protein binding; ATP binding; protein tyrosine kinase activity. Gene Ontology annotation, biological process: protein phosphorylation. Lineage: Eukaryota; Metazoa; Chordata; Aves; Galliformes; Phasianidae.